Molecule: messenger RNA, 2103 nt
Organism: Ambispora gerdemannii
Lineage: Eukaryota; Fungi; Glomeromycota; Glomeromycetes; Archaeosporales; Ambisporaceae
Source: the annotation of a GenBank genome assembly
AUGGUGGUUGAAAAGUCUUCAGAGGGUGUCGUUAUAGUAAACUACGAAGCUCUUGCCAAUAUUUCGGAAAUAUUGACGGCAAUAGAAGAAGCAUUCGGAUCACAUCCGCAUUGCCUUGGGUUGCUGUUAGUUAAGAACCUACCAGCAGAAUACAUGGAAAUGCGUCUUCGAUUAUUACGCUUAGCUUCAGUGUUCGCUUCGCUUCCUGAUGACAUCAAAGAAAAAUUUGUCGAUGCGGAAAGUCAAUAUAAUUAUGGAUGGAGCUGUGGCAAAGAAUUGAUGAAUGGGAAACUUGAUUUUCUCAAAGGAUCUUAUUACGGAAAUCCUCUUUUGGACACACCUAUUGUCACGAAAGAACAACGAGAAAAAUUCCCGUUCUAUUGUCAUCCUAAUAUAUGGCCUACAGAGUAUUUGCCGGAAUUUGAAGAUGCAUUUAAAAAAUUUGGUAUUUUUAUAAUUGAAGUCGGGAAGAAGGUGGCAAAGUGUUGUGAUGCUUUCGAGAGAGUAAUCACGGAAUCACAAAUUCAUAAAGCUCGAUUAUUACACUAUUUUCCCAUAAAGAAAAAGACUAUACAGGAAGAUGACGAUGAUAAUGACAAGCAAGAUACAUGGUGUGGUUGGCAUAUCGAUCACUCUUGUCUAACAGGAUUAACAUCAGCAAUGUACAUUGACGAACGCGACCGAAAUCGAGCAGAAAUCAAGAAUCCUGAUCCAAGUGCAGGACUAUACGUGGCUACAAGAGACGGUACCAUUAAAAAGAUCAAUGUCCCAAAAGAUUGUCUAGCCUUUCAAAUGGGAGAAGCGAUGCAAGUCGCAUCUAAUGGAGCUGUCGUGGCAACCAGACAUAUGGUAAAAGGUAUUUCUCGUAGUAGUAAUGGAGAUAAUACUGAUGGUGUGCCAUUUGAUGUCGUAUCACGGAAUACAUUCGCUGUUUUUAUGCAGCCUUCAUUAGAGGAACGAGUUGGUGAUGUUACUUUUGGUGAGUUUAGCGGUAAAGUAUCAUGUAGAUCAUUAAAUUUUUUUGAAUCGCGAAACUGCUACGUAGUUCAAAUAAUGCCGUCUGACAUUAAUCUCAUAGACUCGAGUAUCGCUGCUGUAAUAGCGCGACUUUAUACACAUCCAAUUGACACUAUUCGCGUUCGUUAUCAAACUACGCCAAGAGGCACUAAGUUUAAGCAUUUAAUACCCACGCUAAGUAUACCGAAGUUAUACCGAGGAUUCCCAGUUGCAGCCACCUUCAGCAUUCCCGCGGUGUCUACAUACCUUUACGUAUAUGAUUCCACUAAACACUUACUUUCGGAUAAACUCGGCCUCUCAAAGGAUCGUGUUUGGAAUCACGCGUUGAGUGGAGUAGCAGCCGAGGUGAUCAGCGGAGUAUUUUGGACGCCCAUGGAGGUGUUGAAGAGUAAACUACAAUAUAGUACAGCUUACACACCUACGCAGAUCCUUGAAGUUGUAAAUAACGAAUUUGUGAAGAAAAACAUGCCAUUACCAGAAUUAGCACCGCCACCACCAGUGGAUUUGAACGUCACCAGAUCAACGUUAACUCUAUCGCGAGAAAUACUUGAAACUGAAGGCAUAAAAGGAUUUUAUCGUGGCUACUGGUUAACACUGGCAGUUUUUGUCCCACAGACGGUGAUCUAUUUUGUAAUCUACGAGAAACUCAAAGCACGAGGAGCAAAAAGCGACGCGGAAAAAAUAAAAAGAAUCGAAGAAUUCUCUAACAUACAACACUACGAUAGAUAUGGAUUACCGAGAAAACCAGCACCAAAGGUUCAUCCUCAUGUUGCUUUGGCAUUCUCCAGUUAUUUUAUAUAUUCUGCGAUCGCGUCCGCGAUUGCCGCGUCAAUCUCGAAUGUGGUGGAUGUCGUAAAGACACGGUGGCAAGUCACUUAUAAAAAUGAAGAGAACAUUAAGUCACCAUUGCAGAUCAUAAAGAAUUUGUAUAUGCACGAGGGUGGUAUUUUUGCGUUUGGUCGUGGAAUGAUCGCAAGAGUUGCUUGGGCUGUUCCUGCAACUUCACUUAGUAUGGCGGUGUUUGAAGUGUUAAAGGAGUUAAGAAGGAAACGGGCUUUAGAAUUGGAAGAAAAUUCAAUUUCGUGA